CUGCAUGAAUGUUGUUUACCCAGCAGGUGGAUGUGACGUCACGGGCGCAGAACAUCAAAAAAUAACAACAUCCAAAUCCGCGAUUCUCUCUCUUUUUUUGUGUGUGCAAGGCGCAAUAAAGUGUAAUAUCAUCCGAAGCAGCUCCGUGGAGAAAGGCGGCGUAAACCGGGCUCGAAACGGCGGCGUUGCUCCUAGUACAGUGUUUGCAGCUGAAGUUAGUACCGCUGGCGGAGUGAUAUAUUUGUUGGUUAUUUACAGUACGUUUAUAGCACGCGCUCAUGGUAUACAAGAUCGCGUGAAGAGUUGAAUUUGUUAUCUCGCCCAAAUUUCCGCGUCUGUCGCGUCUCUGUCAAACCCCGGCACCUCAACAAGACUAAAAGGAUUUAUACGAACAGCCUACGAUCACCUGUCAGUUUACCUCCUGAUACAAUUGAGCUGGCUACACCGUAUCCAAUGGUUCCGCCCCUUUCUUCUCUUUUCUGAAUUCUGAUUGGAACAAUGGAACGUCAGUCUCGUCCAAACAAGUGACUCUGGCAGGAGAGUGCAGUGGUCCGGCCCUGUGGAUGCUGAACGGGCAGGGAGGUUAAACGCAGCACUGGAACUGAAGACUGCCGCAAAUAAGCAAGUCCUUGGAGAAGGUAUAUAUCAGCAGGGGAUAAGGGUUGGUGUGUUUCAGAACAGAUUAGUGCAGUCACAGGUUGUGUCCCUCCUCUCUCCGCUGCACCCUCAUACACGAGACUCCUCAAGCGCUAGCCGACCAAUCAAGCUCUUUUAUUCUCUUCUCUGAUUGGUUUUUAAGUCAUGAUGCAAGAGUCGGGGACAGAGGCGACAAACGGAACGGCCAAUCAGAACGGCGCCCCACCUAGUGUGGAGGGACACAGAGAAGUUCGAUCCAAGAGCGCCACACCUUCCUCUGACAUCACAGCGUCUGACCUCGUCAGCUUUCAGCAGCAGCAGGCCUUACAAGUUGCACGACAGAUCCUUCUCCAACAGCAACAGCAAAGCAGUGCCCACAAGUCCCCCAAAAACAAUGACAAGCAACUCGCACCACAGGUCCCAGUUUCUGUUGCUAUGAUGACACCACAGGUCAUAACUCCUCAGCAGAUGCAGCAAAUCCUCCAACACCAAGUUCUGAGCCCCCAGCAGCUCCAGCUGUUACUGCAGCAACAACAAGCACUGAUGUUACAGCAGCAGCAACUCCAAGAGUUCUACAAGAAACAGCAAGAACAACUCCACCUUCAGCUCAUCCAGCAGCAGCAUGGCAGCAAACAGCAGAGUAAAGAGGUGUCUGCUCAGCAGUUGGCGUUCCAACAGCAGCUGCUCCAGGUUCAGCAGCUCCAGCAGCAGCAUCUCCUGAGCCUGCAGAGACAAGGGCUGCUGUCCAUUCAGCCCAACCAGACUCUUCCCCUGCACUCCCUCACUCAGGGCAUGAUUCCAGCCGAACUGCAGCAGCUGUGGAAGGAGGUGACAAACAGCCAUGUGAAGGAGGAGAACAGCGCGACCAAUAACGGUCACCGGGGUCUGGACCUGUCGUCCCCCUCCCCCGUUCCCCACAAAAACCACAACCAGCAUGGAUCCACCAACGGCCAGUACGUCAGCCACUCGCUCAAGAGAGAGGGAUCAACGUUGGAUGAUCAUUCUCCUCACAGUCACCCUCUAUACGGUCACGGUGUCUGCAAAUGGCCAGGAUGUGAAGCCGUGUUUGAAGACUUUCAGUCGUUCCUGAAACAUCUGAAUAAUGAACAUGCCUUGGAUGACAGGAGCACGGCGCAGUGCAGGGUACAGAUGCAAGUAGUUCAACAGCUGGAACUGCAGUUAGCGAAAGACAAAGAGCGUCUCCAAGCAAUGAUGACUCAUCUUCAUGUGAAGUCUACAGAGCCCAAACCCACCCCUCAGCCACUGAACCUGGUUUCUAACGUCACCCUGUCCAAGACGGCUCCUGAGGCCUCACCGCCCCUCAGCUUACCCCAGACGCCCACCACCCCGACGGCCCCCCUCACGCCGCUCUCACAAACCCACUCCGUAAUCACCUCCAACAGCCUGCACAGUGUCGGUCCCAUGCGCAGACGCUACUCGGACAAGUACAACAUGCCCAUAUCUCCAGAUAUUGUCCAGAACAAAGAGUUCUACAUGAAUGCUGAAGUACGACCUCCUUUCACAUAUGCUUCGCUAAUACGACAGGCAAUACUAGAGUCGCCAGAAAAACAGCUAACACUAAACGAGAUCUACAACUGGUUCACACGAAUGUUUGCAUAUUUCAGACGCAAUGCAGCAACGUGGAAGAACGCAGUGCGGCAUAACCUUAGUCUUCACAAGUGUUUUGUGCGGGUAGAGAACGUUAAAGGGGCGGUAUGGACCGUCGACGAGCUAGAGUUCCAAAAGAGAAGGCCGCAAAAGAUCAGCGGAAGUCCAGCUCUAGUAAAGAACAUCCAUACCACUUUGGGAUACGGUCCCGCUCUUUCUGCAGCCUUCCAGGCUUCAAUGGCAGAGAACAACAUACCUCUAUACACUACCGCUUCCAUCGGAAGUCCCACUCUUAACUCGCUUGCCAGCGCCAUCCGAGAGGAAAUGAAUGGGGCCAUGGACCACGGGAACAGCAACGGUAGUGACAGCAGCCCUGGACGCUCGCCCCUGCCAGCUAUGCAUCAUAUCAGCGUAAAAGAGGAGCCACUGGACCCCGAAGAGCACGAAGGCCCCCUUUCCCUCGUGACGACAGCCAAUCACAGUCCAGACUUUGACCACAACAGAGAUUACGACGACGACCACGUUCAUGAGGACAUGCUGUAAGCCUGGUUUCACCCAGGUCCUCUGCCUAAGAGGCCAUACUAAACUGCGGUCGCCUGCGAGACCACUCCAGAUAUAGCAAGCCCAAGACUGGAUUCCCAAUCCUCUUGUUGACAGCUAUUAAAAUGUUCCGAUUUACUCUUAGUGCCAUUAAAUACGAAACGAAAUACGAGAUAAGAAAAAUCUAUUCCAUUUGGAAGUAUUUUUGAUUUGUUUCUACUUUUCGGUUUAAAGACGAGAUGCGUACAUUUCUACUCAUCGCCUGAUGAAGAGACGUUUGGUACUGGGGCCUGCUUCGACUUCCUUUCGGCAUAAGUGACCACCGAGACCAGAGGACAUGAAAACUGAGAAAGAGCUGAGAAAGACUCAUCGCCCUCUGAGUCAAAUAAACACUGAUCACGAACUCUCACACACACACAAAUCAUUAGCGCUUCAACGAGCGUGCCACUCACAGUGUGCGUGUACGUAUGUGACUUUAAUUCAUUGUCUCUGCCUUCAGAUCUUCUCAAAAGGACAGUUCACACAAAAAUGAAAACUCUGUCAUUUCUCACCCUUACGUCAUUCCAAACCUGUAUGACUUUCUUUCGUUAGUGAAACAGAAUGAUUCAUUUUGAAGAGUGUACGCAGUUGCGUUUUCAUAUAAUCACUAAGGAGAGUGAACGGUGAGUCAGAUCUUUUUAAGUGAAUUGGAUGAUGAAGUUCGAAAUCAAGCUCACUUGUCUUCGACUCAGUAGGUGCGUUCCCAUUACGGAUUGGCACAAAACUUUUGUGAUGGCGGUAAAAAGUGUUGCAAAAUGAUGGCGUUACCAUUAACCGAUGUUACGCAGUAAGUCAUGGCGAUGGAUGUAGGAUAGGUUUAUGUAUGUCGCAGCCACCACAUAAAUUUGAAUCGGUGGAGACGUACUGUAGGCAUUUAUCUUCGCAGAAGCAGCGUGGACAGCUGCUUCUGGGACGCUUCUGAAACUGAAACAAGUCGCAGGGCACCCGGUAUAUUCAAGCACUGUGUAGUCAAUGUUUGUAUAAGCAGCCACAUAUGUGACCCUGGACCACAAAACCAGUCAUUUUUUUGAAUUUGAGAUUUGUACAUCAUCUGAAAGCUGAUAUAUUUGGCUGAGAUAUAACUGUUAGAAAAUCUGAGGGUGCAAAAAAAAUCUAAAUAUUGAGAAAAUCGCCUUUAAAGUUGUCCAAAUUAAGUUUUGAUACAUUCACGGUAGGAAAUUUAAAAAAUAUCUUCAUGGAACAUGAUCUUUACUUAAUAUCCUAAUGAUUUUUGGCAUAUAAUUUUGACUCAUACAAUGUAUUUUUGGUUAUUGCUACAAAUAUACCUUUGCUACUAAAGACUGGUUUUGUGGUCUAGGGUCACCUAUGAGGUGUUUUUUGAGGCUAUAGUACAUUAAAGAAUGAUCAUGUGACUUUUACGUACGCAAUGUGAGCUGUAAAUGUGAAAAAGCUGUUUCCAUUGCAGUUCUUUGAAAUAUUCCUUUUUGGAAUUGCCUGAAAAACCACCUCGUGUGAGCGUAAAAGCUUUUUUACGACAUAUGGCAGUUUACGCGAAAUUGACGUGUUUCCAUUAGGCAUAUUUUCAAUUCGCAAUUUCAAUUUGUGCAAUUUUAAGGGUAGUGGAAACGCAGCUAGUGACUCAAAAGGAGAGUGAAUCAACCUAGAACUUAUGGAAGUACAAUAUGGACCCCAUUUCUGAUGCUUUUAUGUCGCUCCACUCCUCAUUAAUCAAAACGGCAUGAAAAAGAGCAGCUGGUACGCUCUUUAAAAUUUCAUAUUGUGUUUUUACAAAUUAAAAGAAAGUCAUACCGUUUUUAGAAUAUGAAUAAAUGACAGCAUUUUUAUUUUUUCAAGUGCCCUGUUCCUUUAAAUUCGCUGUCGUCACAGCUGGAGGAUAUCUGUCUGGUGUUUUGAGGGUUCCUGGGCAAAUAAUUUAAACAUAGUGUCCUCUCAUUACUCUGUGCUGUUAGCUAUAUAUCCUUUUUGUUGGGUUUGUUUGUUUUGGUAACUGAUCAGACCUCAUGAAUAAUGACGUGGAGUUAUGGUGUGCUUAGCACUGGAUGAAUGUUAAGGCUUCUCAUGCUCUCUUUUUUUCCCUCUUUCUUUCCUUUCGAAAUUGAAACAGAAUGUCGCAUUACCGUGUAGUAUUUUUCUGUCAUUUGUUCCUAGCGUUUCGGAUCGCCACUUUGCAGUCACAUUGCCCUUGCGUGCCGACACACACACACAAACACGUUCUCCCUUUCCCGCUCAUGAAGUCCAUCUGCAAAUGCACUACUCGUAAUGAAGGCUCCCUCUCCACGCACCAAUGAAGUUUAAUUUUCACGUGGAAUGAAUGACAGAGAAAUCAACGCAGGUUAACGUUUAUCGUUCUGAAAUUAUACUUUCAAAAAUCCCCUUGCAUGCUAGCGUCAACCAAAUCGCUGAUCGCAACCGUCAUCUGUACCGCAAAAUGAAAUGUCAGAAAAUGUUGAAAUAAGCACCGGGGAGAGAGGAUUGCUAGACAAAAGCGAAUUGCGAUUCCUGAACGUUAUUGUCGACGGCAUAUAUGAAACUUUUCUUUGCUUUGCCUUUUUAUUCAAUUCCGUCUGGAUGACUUUAAACUGCAUUCCCUCGUUUCAAUAUCAGCUUCACCACAUCAAUGACCGGCUCAGCCUCUGUUAUUAGACAUGAUAAUAAUUACACACGGGAUAAACGUUAAAGGGAUUACAGCCAUGACCACUGAGCAUUACGGCACUGGGGCAGCCCACUAUGACCACAUCACGCGACCCCGGGAAGCGACUCCGGAUUGGAAGCUGCUGUCGCCGGCUAGUUUAGAUUGAAAUUUGGGGACCGCGCGAGGAAUGACAACAGACUUUAGAUUAGGCUUUUUUGGAACGACUGCAACCAACCACUUUCUGUGUUCUUAUUUAUUACUUCUAUUUUUAUUGUCAUUUUGUUUUUACUUAAGUUGAUGUUUAAUGUCUCUUAUCUGUGACUACCAAAGAUACAAGAUACUACAAGUUGAUAUAUUCUAUGUUCCAUGCAAUAGCUUAACGAAAGGCCAAAUAUCCUUAGAGCGUUCCCCGCAUUGGCCGGACGCGAAAAUUAUGAAAUGUUUGAAACUGUGUCUGGCUUAUUAUGGUGAAGAAAAAAAAAGAAGCAAGCCAAAGGGGUUGUUCGAUGGGCAGCUGUAUGUCUUUGCCUGUGACCAAAAUAGUAGAGGAGAGGCAGAGAUCGAGACCAACACACGACCAAAUCAAAGCAAUGUUGUCUUUGGGCCAAUGAAAAGGAAAAAAGGGAGUGUUCUAUCAGGAAAUGAUGGCUGUAAAGGAGAAGGAUAUGGAUGAAAGAGUUUAGGACUGUGUUCACUGUCGUCACAGGAAAUUUAAAUCCAGGAGGGGGAAAACAUUUGCAUAACACAAUGUGAACUGAACUUUAAACUGGACCACACAAUGAUGAGACUUUCAUUUGUUCUCAUACUUUGGAUUUUUUUUUUUUUUUUUUUUUUUUGGUUUGUUUGUUUUCCCAUUUUAUUCUUUGAAAAGAUUGUAUGCCACUUACCUUGUAAAUUCGAAACGGGAUUCCCGAUGUCCUUUUGUUAAUCUUGGCAAUGCUCUAUGAUUGUGUUUUAGUGUCUGUCAACUUAUUACUUUUUUAUAUUAAAAAACACUCCUGUCAACCAA
Molecule: messenger RNA, 6446 nt
Organism: Labeo rohita (rohu)
Lineage: Eukaryota; Metazoa; Chordata; Actinopteri; Cypriniformes; Cyprinidae
Gene: foxp1b
Product: forkhead box P1b
Exons: 22
Coding region: 802-2787 (661 amino acids)
Biological process (GO): regulation of transcription by RNA polymerase II
Cellular component (GO): nucleus
Molecular function (GO): DNA-binding transcription repressor activity, RNA polymerase II-specific; RNA polymerase II cis-regulatory region sequence-specific DNA binding
Source: RefSeq, a predicted model, not a curated record